AUGGAGGUGGAGACACUGAGUAGAUUGCCUGGAAAGUCGCUGAUGAAGUUCCUAUGCGUGUCCAAGACUUGGUCUUCCCUUAUCCGAAGCCAAACAUUCGUCGCUUCUUACUACGCUGCGAAGAAGCCAUCCCGUUUUGUAGUCGCUCUCACCAACGGUGUAUCUGGUGAUCCCAAGCGUCUGUUCAUCUUCACGGGAGAGGAGGAGGCAACUUCGUCUUCUUCUACUUCUUCAUUGGUUGCGAAUCUAGACAUGACAAUACCCUCAGUGACCUUGCCUUGCGGCGGCUACAAGUAUUAUUCCGUCCAUGGCUUUAUCGCUUGUAACGAUGUGACAACGUUCAUUGUAUGUAAUCCUAGCACGGGGCAAGUCAUUACCUUUCCCUGCAAGGCAACGGGCACAUGCUUGGGAUACGAUCCUGUUGGUGAUCAAUUCAAAGCAUUGACCCAUGUGACAUCUAUCUUUGAUCAUAUGCAUAACCCUAGUUGUUUCAUGGUGCACGAGGUUAUAACACUUGGAGGAGGAGGAGUAGUAUCUCGUAGCCUAGUUACCUCCCCGUAUUACCUCCUCCUGUGUUUGUCUGUUUUGAUGUAA
Messenger RNA from Brassica rapa (field mustard), 594 nucleotides. Its product is annotated as F-box protein At1g30790-like. Gene Ontology annotation, molecular function: protein binding. NCBI's taxonomy places the organism in Eukaryota, Viridiplantae, Streptophyta, Magnoliopsida, Brassicales, Brassicaceae. The record is from RefSeq and is a predicted model, not a curated record.